AUGAUGACAAACCAGAAGCACCUUCUAUCUUUCUGCUUCAUUCUUUCGUUGGCCAGGCUUGGGAGUAUCCAGCUUUCAAUGGCAAAGGAGGUGAUACGAAUACCAGUCGGGGUAGUUCUGGACUUGAAUUCCUCGGUUGGUGCGAUUGCAAAGAGCUGUAUGACCAUGGCACUCUCAGAUUUUUAUGCUAAGCAUGCUCAUUAUCGAACAAGGCUUGAUCUUCGUACCCGGGAUUCAGCGGAUGAUAUUGUUACUGCAGCAUCUGAAGCCUGGUAUAUGAUGAAGAAAGAAAAAGUGCAGGCCAUUAUUGGACCUCAAAGGUCAGCAGAAGCGAAGUUUGUGAUGGAGCUUGGCAGAAAGGCUAAGGUUCCCAUCAUUUCAUUCUCUGCCACCAGUCCCUCUCUUUCUCCAUCUCGUAGCCCAUUUUUUGUCCGGACAGCCUUUGACGACUCUGCUCAAGUAAAAGCCAUAGCUGCCAUCAUUGAAGCUUAUAGCUGGUUGGAGGUUGUUCUCGUCUAUGAAGACACCGAUUAUGGCAAUGGUUUAAUUCCAUAUCUGGUGGACGCUAUACAGGAGGUUGGUGCUCGAGUACCUUACAGAAGUGUCAUUCCUCCAUCUUCUAAUGAUGCUGAAAUUCUAAGGGAGCUUGGCAGGUUAAACUCAAAUUCAACAAGAAUAUUUCUGGUGCAUAUGACUGCCUCCCUUGGGUCCAAAUUCUUUAUACUAGCAAAUAAGGCAGGUAUGAUGAGUGAAGGGUAUGCAUGGAUUGUCACCGAUGGGUUAUCAACUUUUUUAGAUCCUGUGAAUUCGACAACCAUGGAUUCAAUGGAAGGUGUGUUGGGAGUAAGGCCAUAUAUCCCAAUGACAAAAGAUCUUGAAGACUUUCAGUCAAGAUGGAAACAACCAAACAAGAUGACUGCAGGCCUAAACCUCUUUGGAUUAUGGGCAUAUGAUACAGUUUGGGCACUGGCAAUGGCGGUGGAGAAAGUGGGAACAACAAGUUCUAGGUCUAUGAAACAAAACACAAGUAGAGUCAUUAAUCUUGCAAGCUUGGAAACCAGUAACAUGGGUAAAAAUCUUCUUGAAACAAUCCCAAGUUCAAAAUUUCAAAGCCUAAGUGGGAAUUUCCAGUUGGUCAAGGGACAGUUAGAACCUUCAACCUUUGAGAUAUUCAAUGUGAUUGGCAAUAAAGAAAGGAUUAUUGGAUAUUGGAUUGACCAACAAAAAGGGCUGUCAAGGCAGCUCAAGUAUGACAAUAGCGAAGCAGAAAAAUCUGAUGUAAAGAGAAGACUCAAGCAACCAAUUUGGCCAGGGGACACUACAGACCAACCUGCAACAAAGAAACUGAGGAUUGGAGUUCCAAUGACAGAAGGUUUUAAAGAAUUCCUAAAAGUGGAAAACAAAAAUAUAUCGGGAUUUGCUGCUGAUGUCUUCUUUGCUGCACUGGCUAAACUACCAUUUCCGCUUCCCCAUGACUUCUUUUGCUUCAAAGGGACAUAUAAUGAUCUUCUUUACCAAAUCAAAGCUGGGAAGUAUGAUGCUGUGGUGGGAGACACAACAAUUGUAGCUAACCGCUCAUUGUAUGUAGAUUUUACAUUGCCCUAUUCAGAGUCAGGAGUGUCAAUGGUAGUUUUGGUGGAAAAUAAUGAAAGAGACAAUAUUUGGAUUUUUUUGAAGCCGUUAAGUUUGGAUCUUUGGCUGACAACUGGGGCAGCCUUCAUAUUUACAGGUUUUGUGAUAUGGGUUCUUGAACACCGGGUAAACUCCGAGUUUAGAGGUCCACCACAACAACAACUUGGCGUGAUAUUUUGGGGAGAAAGUGGUGAACAAUUGGUCAAGAUUAGUGCUUAUCAUUUGGGUUUUUGUGGUUCUUAUCCUGACACAGAGUUACACUGCAAGUUUAGCUUCAAUGUUAACAGUGCAGAGAUUGCAGCCUGUAUUUACUGA
This is a messenger RNA of Prunus persica (peach), 1947 nucleotides long. Its product is annotated as glutamate receptor 2.8. The coding region runs from base 1 to 1947 and encodes 648 amino acids. The transcript has 4 exons. Gene Ontology annotation, biological process: G protein-coupled receptor signaling pathway. Gene Ontology annotation, molecular function: G protein-coupled receptor activity; ligand-gated monoatomic ion channel activity. NCBI's taxonomy places the organism in Eukaryota, Viridiplantae, Streptophyta, Magnoliopsida, Rosales, Rosaceae. The record is from RefSeq and is a predicted model, not a curated record. Gene Ontology annotation, cellular component: membrane.